Molecule: messenger RNA, 1203 nt
Organism: Mytilus californianus (California mussel)
Lineage: Eukaryota; Metazoa; Mollusca; Bivalvia; Mytilida; Mytilidae
Product: putative nuclease HARBI1
Exons: 3
Coding region: 184-1203 (339 amino acids)
Source: RefSeq, a predicted model, not a curated record
GAUUGGGUUGCUCAAAACGUUGGAUAGUGUUAACCAGUGGUUAAACGUCUUAUCCACUGGCUAACUUUUAACCAAUGGAUAAUUUCUAUUGCUUAAAAGUUAUCCAGUGGAUAAAACGUGCUAUCCGCUGGAUAAAUUUAGCCGGUACUUUUUGGCUGGUUAAGUUUUAGCCAUUGGAUAAAAAUGGCUUUUCGAUUGAUUUACAAUGUUGGCAGACGACAUGAAAAAGAGCGAGUGUAUCGACAUAUGGAACCAGAAUAUGAUGAUAAUGAGUUUAGGGACAGAUUUAGAUUUACUAAGAAUAGUUUGCAGUUUAUUACUGAUUUAAUUGAGCCAAACUUAUGCAGACCAACUUUGAGGUCACAUGCUAUACCAGCUUUCACUCAAGUACAAUUAGCACUUAGAUAUUUUGCUAGUGGUAGCCCAAUGAGGGUAAUAGGGGAUACAAUGGGAUACCAUAUAUCCAGUGUAUCAAGAGCUGUAAGGGACGUAUCCAGUGCAUUAUGUAACAUAUCACAAGAUUUCAUUCAGUGGCCAGAAACGCAACAACAAAAGAACAAAAUUAGAGAUGGUUUCUACGAUGUAGCACACUUCCCUGGUGUUGUUGGGACAAUUGACGGUACACAUGUUAGGAUACAGGCCCCUUCUGGAGAUAAUGAGUACGCGUUUGUGAAUAGAAAAGGUUUCCACUCUAUCAAUGUGCAAGGAGUGUGUGAUCACACAGGAAAAUUUCUAAAUGUUGUCGCCAACUGGCCAGGUUCUUGUCAUGACAGUUUCAUUUUCAAGACAUCAAAUCUUGGUAGAUAUAUGGAAACAAGACAUAGAGGUUACGAUAUGGAUGGCGUCCUACUUGGUGACAGUGGUUACCCGUGCAAGAGAUAUAUUGUAACACCCUAUUUACGUCCAAAUUCCGAAUCACAAGUUCGAUACAACAAAGCACACGUAAAGACAAGGGCUAUUGUAGAAAGGUGUUUUGGAUGGUGGAAGAGGAGGUUUAACAUCCUACAUGGAGAGAUUAGAACAAAACCAGAAAAAGCAGUAAAAAUUAUCACUGCUUGUGCAGUGCUUCAUAACAUUGCGUUAAAAUUAAGGGAACAGAUGGAAGAUGACAAUCAAGAAGUAAAUGAUGUCCCUGUUAUUAGAAAUCAUGUAGAUGAGAGGCGUCAAGUACGGGAACAUAUCACACGAACAUUCUUCUCUUAA